AACUCCUCGACUCCCCACGAAUUGCAUCAUCGGCUGCGAUUUCUUGUGGAUUUUAUCGCAGGAGCGGACGUCGAACCGCCAUGAAAGCUGCACGUUCGGAAUAUUCACACAAUUAGCUCCUGAAUGGUACUCCUCUUAGGAGCUGGGAGUCAGUGUGCAUGGAGGAAAAGUGAAGAAGCUCGUGAUGAAGCGUGAACGAUCAUCGGCGCCGAGGGGAGAGCGUUUUCCGCCGAUUUCCCAUCACCAUCUGAUCUGUGCCUCUACCCUGAUGUUGCUGCAUCUGUUUCUCAACGUUUAAUGGCGACCCAGUUGGUCGAGUUUGCAUUCUGGCUUGUUUCUGGACUGUUGUGUAGCGUUGUGAGAUGUUGGAGAGGGUUGGCAGAGUGGGAGGAUUUGUGCGAGCAGGGAUCGUUGGUGAGAUUGAGUACCAUGUAAUUGGUGUGGUGUGAUAUGGGUUCGGUAAGGUAGAGGCUGCAGAGGCUGUAGGACGCGCGAUUAUUCCCGGUUGAGAGGGUAGUGUCAUUUUUGCACCCACUGCACCAAUGGUGCGGGCGGAGAUGCACGUCAUGGUGUUGACGGCGGAGGAUUUGAAAAGAGAUGCUGGGUUUAGGAAGAUGAGUGUGUACUGCGUGCUGUGGAUCGACCCCGCUAUGAAGCAAUCGACGCGGGUGCAUCACAAAGGGGGCCGGUACCCAGAGUGGAACGACGUGCUAGUUUUUAAUCUGGGAGAGGAUGUGUCGCUAUUUCCUCAUUCGGUCAUCACCAUACAGGUGUUCAGCCAGGGCAAAAGAAAACAGAAGUUGCUAGGAACCACCUUCCUUCCGUUCGCUGAGAUUGCAAGAAUAAAAGCAAUGAGAGAUGAUCCUGAGGAGCACGAUUGUGUGCAAUUGCAGCUGACUACUCCUUCAGGUCAAGCGCAAGGUUACCUCAGCCUUUCCAUCAGUCUAAUAGAUAGGAGUGAAGCAUUUUCAACCAGUGCAUUCUUAUCUUUGCAUCCAAGUAGCCUACCUGUAAUGGGGUAUCCUGUGGGCUCACCUAUUGACAUGGCCCAUCACAGCACACCUCAAUUUCCAUCUGCUCCACCUGAAAUGCACCACCAAGUAACCAGCAGCACUUACCAAGCAUCAAGCAAUGGAUUGAAUUUUAGUGGGCCUACCCAGCCUGCAGAAGCUGUUCCAUAUUAUCCUCACAAUCUGGAAGGGGGCUCAACAUAUAUAGAAACCCCACUGCCCUAUCAUCCCUUCAUGGAUAGAAGACCAGCACAGCAGACUGCUGGGAAGAUUGCACUGGCAUUGUUAGGAGGUGCUAUCAGUGGGUUUGUCAUUGGAGACAUCCUUGGAGUAGUCUUUUGAUGGCCAUUCAACAAAUUCAACAAGCUACUCAGGCUUCCACAAUGGACCCCACAUGCACAAAGUCAACAAUGUUCAUGAUUCUCAUCACCCAGAGGUUGUGCCAAUUUCAAGCAAUACAGGUGCUCAACACAUGCCUUGUUACUCUGCUAGGGACUUGAAGAAAUAGCUGCUAGCCUUUCACUUGAAGUGUAUAAAAUUCUAGAAGAAAAUAACCUUUGGUGACUUACUAGAUGGGUCAUGCCUGCCACCAAUGCCAUGCAUGAGGUGUGUGGCCAACUUAUGCUCCAAGUUGCCACUGGCACCCUUUGAAGUUGGGCUACUAUUUUGCUGGAUAGUUCACAAUUAUAGAAUCAACUCAUUUUAGAGCAGGCUUUGACCACAACUGGUGUGGGCCUGCAAUGCAUCAUGAUAGGAGAUAAUCACAAUGUUUGAAGGUUUUUGAAAUCUGAACUAGAUUGGACUAUGGUGAUUUAAAAUAAAAAAUAAUUUGUGGGGGUAUUUGAACUACAUUGGCUUCACCACCAAAUGUAACAGGGUGCCCAUGUGACCAUCUCUCUAUGUAUUAUCCCAAUAAAUGCAGUCAGAAGGAGUUUGCCAUUCA
Physcomitrium patens is the source of this 1953-nucleotide messenger RNA. RefSeq lists its product as uncharacterized. Gene Ontology annotation, biological process: defense response. The record is from RefSeq and is a predicted model, not a curated record. Lineage: Eukaryota; Viridiplantae; Streptophyta; Bryopsida; Funariales; Funariaceae.